Aspergillus viridinutans is the source of this 3552-nucleotide messenger RNA. RefSeq lists its product as uncharacterized. The record is from RefSeq and is a predicted model, not a curated record. Gene Ontology annotation, cellular component: cytoplasm; nucleus. Gene Ontology annotation, molecular function: SUMO-specific endopeptidase activity. The coding region runs from base 1 to 3552 and encodes 1183 amino acids. The transcript is spliced from 6 exons. Gene Ontology annotation, biological process: protein desumoylation. NCBI's taxonomy places the organism in Eukaryota, Fungi, Ascomycota, Eurotiomycetes, Eurotiales, Aspergillaceae.
AUGCCGAAAGAUUUCGACCUUCCUCAGAAUCUCGACCUGAUACAGGUCUACACAAGAUGCGUCGAUGCGACGGGACCGCGCAAUUUCACGCCAGGACGAGCAGAGAUUAUUCCCUUACUAUUCUACACGAAUGUCAAGGGUGUCCUCAAACCAGUGGACAAGCUCUCCUCCAAAAGUCGAGAGAGCGGGCCGGUACGCGCACGGGGAAUGCAGGGAAACCGCGGGGGUUAUCAGACAUUUUCUGGGGUCAAUAUACCUCGUCCACAAACCCUUCUAGAGCACGACUUUUCGGAGAGGCCCAUAAAGCGCCGGCGUCGAGAUACUCAGAGCUCUCCAACCGAAAGUUUCAUCGACCUUUCCGAUGAUAAUGAAACAGGGCAUUCCGUUACGGAGUCGUCCUCGGUCAUUGGGAACACCGCACGCCUGUCGCCCGGAUCAAGCCAACAGUCACUAAAAGCCCAUAAGUCAAAGCGACCCAAGCGCAACGCAGUUGAUGAAUUUCGACAGGUUGAGAAGAAUAUGAGGGUUAUGGGGUCACAAGUUAGCCCCAAAUUAGGGGCCAAGAGAUUUCGCCAUCGCUUUUCCCCAGAUGAUGAACUCGAGCAGUGCUUCACUGGAAAUGCUGCCAGGGAAAGGCGCUUUUCAAUACCGAGUGUGAAGCAUGAGGUCCUUCAGAGUGUUGAGAUCAAAAAGCCAAGGCGACUCGAUAGGUCCGGGAGUCCAUCCCUUCACAGUCAUCCGACGAAUGAACGAAGAGACUCAGAAUCGCGAGAGAGCCCAGAUGAACUGCAAGGGGCGGCGACGGUGCAGCCCGCCCCGGACCUUUCCCGCGAUUAUCGUAAGAAAGACGUCAGGGGCGGCAUUAACGCUGGAAAGCAAGUGGCCCAAAGGAAGUCUUCACCAGCCGAUAUCCGACCGACUGUCUUCGUCCCUUCGUCGGAUCCAGGGCAAGGAAAAUUCAAGCGCAAGAAUACCAGAUCUGGAACACAUCCUAGUGCCGACCGGUCUUUUCAAGCAACCUCUGUUCGAUUUGGUACUAUCACCGGACCUUCCUCGGGCGAUGAGACCGUCGAGGUACAUGUUGAUCCAAUCAAUGAGAAAAUCAAAAUGACCGGGUCCGACCCUGCGAAUUCGUUUCAGAUACCCUUCAACAAAGUUUUCAAGAUCUUUCGAGGAACCUCGCCAAGCUGUAAAGUUAGGCUCGCUCUCAGGCCCGAAGGUACCGGUGAUCAAUCGGUGGAUAUAAAUCUCACAUCGUCGGAAGCCAAGGAGGACUUUUACGCAUUGCUUGCCGCCAGUGGGGCUAGAGUUGUGGAAAAGGAUGGUAAAUGGAUGGAUAAUGCUUUCAAAAGAAACGAAAAUACGAAUACCUCAGGAAGGUAUCUGAACGGAAUCAAGCGAUCAUGCACUGAGAGGGCCCCCGAACAGGGUUCCGAGACCACAGCUGAAGUACCGAAACGGCCAAAGCUUUCAGCCUCAUUACAGAACGACCUCAAAACUAACGCAGUUUCGCAAUCUGGCCCAAGCGGCUUGUCCUCAAAAUCUGGACUUAUGCAGAAGUCCCGAGAAACAGCUUCCUAUAGAACGACGGAAGCAACCUCUGUUAAAGCAGGUACUGAAGAGGCGGUGGAGAUACCAGUCAAGAAGUACACAGGAGAGACCACACCUUCCAGUCGUGCAACAAGGUCCACGACGCGUCGUAUGCUGCCGACAACAGUGGUUUCCGAUGAUGAGAAGGAAAACUCGCCUCAACAGCAAUGCGAAAAGAUUUCCCGAAAGUGGCAGAGGCCACUUGUAUACCCACGUUUCGGCAAGAAGAAAGCUGAAGUUGAUGGUCAAGAUCUUGAACGACUGCGUGAUAACGAGUUCUUGAACGACAACCUGAUCGGCUUCUACAUACGCUUCUUGGAGGAUCAUCUGGAACGAAACAACAAGGAAGUCUCAAAAAGAGUUUACUUCUUCAAUUCGUACUUUUUUGCAACACUUACGAACUUGCCUAGAGGUAAGCAAGGUAUCAAUUACGAAGGCGUUCAAAAAUGGACGAGGAAUGUCGACAUAUUCAGUUACGAUUAUAUCGUGGUCCCUAUCAAUGAAGCAGCGCAUUGGUAUGUUGCGAUUAUAUGCAAUCUACCGAAACUUCCGGGCAUUGCCAAGGAAGAAGGGUUGAUUGAUGAACUUGUGGAAGGAAACACAGAGCCUUCAGCGCCACCAAAGCGUGACGAUUCGGAGAAUCCGAACACGCCGGAGGCCGCUGGGAACAUACCUUCCGACAGCGGAGAGAUCGAAACUGGCGCUCGUUCUGCACCAAAUCCGGAAAAGGAGGAAUUGGCAAGGGAGUCGUUGGCUGCCAUGAGCUUGUUGGACCAAAAGGAGAUGAAGAAAAGGGAGGAGCUGGAAGUACCUCCUUCUGACGAAGAGUGGCCAGAGAAAGAGGAGAACCCUGUAUCCUCUCCCGCAAAGCUCUCGAGUCCGCCAAGAGAUACGGAGCCCUGCAAGCAGGUCAAUUCUCAAGAUGCAAGUCAAUCCUCGGUCUCAGGAUGUCAAAAGUCACGGAAGCCAAAGAAAAAACGCCAGGGUCCAAGAUAUGAUGCAUGGCAGCCGACGGUCAUCACGUUUGACUCACUAAACCUGUCACGCUCUCCCACCAUCAGCGUCCUGCGCAACUAUCUCCGUGAAGAGGCCCAAUCCAAACGUGGCCUCGAGAUUGACACAACCCUGAUCAAGGGGAUGAAAGCUCCAGAAAUUCCAUUGCAGCCCAACUAUUCGGAUUGUGGCCUCUAUUUGCUCGCAUAUGUGGAGAAAUUUGUGCAGGAUCCGGACACAUUUGUGACGAAAUUGCUCCGAAGAGAUAUGAGAGUGGAGGACGAUUGGCCUCCUCUAAGGUCAGGGCUUCUUCGUUCUCGAUUGCGCAAGUUUCUUGACAAUUUGUAUGACGAACAAGAACAACUGAGUCGCGAGAAGGCGGCUGAAAGGGCUACUAUGGCGGACCGACAGCCAAUAUCUUAUCUCCUUGGACGAUCUGAAGACAAGACUGAUCAUGCAGCUGAGAAUAUGGGGGAUGCAUCCGCAACGCGAUCUGAGAAGUCGCCAAGCAGAGAUCCACCACCCGAGAAGUCCGGUUUAGAGCCUGCUCAGAAGCCAAGAGUAGGGGACUCGCAGUCCGUGGCUAGGAGCUCGUCCAGAGAUGGUACGCCAGAUAGUAAGAUGAAAGCGAAAAGGUCACCGCCUCGGACGAUGGCAGCAAGUGCAUCAGGGAGCACUACUCACAAGGAGGUUGUCGAGGUCCCUGACAGUCAAGAACAAGUUCAACCGGAGAAUGAGACGUCGCCUUAUCUCCUUCACGUUGAAGACUCUCAAGGCGGACAGGCGCGAUCUCAGCCUCAGGGUCCAAAACCUAUUGAAGAAGGCGCAGAACAAAUACGGAUACCUCAUCAAUCAGCGGAUGACAGCAUUGUUGAGGUUCAAGUCCUUGGGACGCCUCCGCCGGGGUUGUCAACAGACAGGCGGGAUGGUGUUCGAAAGAGCCCGAGGUCGCUCAAGAAAAGGGCUUGA